Schistosoma bovis is the source of this 551-nucleotide messenger RNA. The record is from the annotation of a GenBank genome assembly. NCBI's taxonomy places the organism in Eukaryota, Metazoa, Platyhelminthes, Trematoda, Strigeidida, Schistosomatidae.
AGCAAACAAACUAGAACUAGUGUAGUCGGGUGUCUAGACUGCUGUCCGUUAAACGUUAAGUAAAACUUGGAACCCUACGGAAAGCAUAAGAAGCUAGCCUAAAAAUUGAAUCAGUUUAUACAAGCUCGUCACAAAGAUAUUGGAUCAAAAGGCGGCUAGUUAAGGAUUGAAGGUCAAGUAUUAAAACUAUGGCACGUGGUCAACAAAAAAUACAAAGUCAACAAAGAAAUGCUAAAAAGCAAGCUGAUUUAAAAAAACCUACUAUAGAUUCAAAAAAAGCUGCUGCUAAAGCACUACAUUAUACUUGUCCUAUAUGUAAAACACAAGUACCUGAUAUUAAAACAUAUAAACAACAUUUUGAAAAUAAACAUCCAAAAAAUUCAUUACCACAAGAAUUAAUUGAAAUUGUUUAAAUGAUUCAAUUAUUAAACUAAAAACAAAAAAAAAGAUUCAUUCAUAGUUAACUAUUUUUUAAUUUUCCCUUAUACAAGUUGUAAUAAUUAAUCUUUUCUAAAAUAAUGUAUUAAACAUAUAAAUUUCAUUGUUUUCUC